Soboliphyme baturini is the source of this 828-nucleotide messenger RNA. The record is from the annotation of a GenBank genome assembly. Lineage: Eukaryota; Metazoa; Nematoda; Enoplea; Dioctophymatida; Soboliphymatidae.
AUGGCCAGUACUCUUUCGACGAAUGCGCUUCUUGAGCGAAAAGGAAAGCGGAUGGCCUUGGUGGUUACGAAGGGUUUCAGAGAUAUUCUUAUAAUUGGUGACCAGUCCAGGAAAGAGCUGUUCAAAUUGGAAUUGAAACACGAUGAAAACUUGUUUGAAGAGGUUGUGGAGGCUGACGAAAGGGUGGUUUUGCAUCGUGAUGACUACCAGGACGACUGUCAGUGGCCGAUGGUCGAUUCGGUGUCGCUCGAAAAAAUGGAAAUUUGGCAGCCUUUGGACACCACAGCUUUGAAAACAGACCUACAAAAGUUGUAUAACAAAGGGAUCCGUUCGUUAGCGGUGCUGUUGCUGUUUUCGUAUAUAUAUCCUGUGCAUGAAAUGCAGGUGGAGAAAGUCGCGCGGGAGGUCGGUUUCGAGCAUAUCUCAUUGUCUUCGCAAGUGUUGCCUAUGAUUAAAGCUGUAUCCAGAGGUUUUACCGGCGGCUUCUUAUCUCUUACGGAUGCCAACCUAGUUCUUGGUCGAUUGUUGCCAGAGUAUUUCCCAAAGGUCUUCGGCGAGGACAGAAACCAACCACUGGAUUACGAGGCAUGCAAAGGCGGCUUUAUUGCGCUGCAGCGUGAAAUCAACGCGUAUAUGGUGAAGGAAGGAUAUCCGGAGAAAACGCUUGAAGAAAUCGCUUUGGGUUUCAUCAAUGUUGCUAACGAAACCAUGUGCCGACCGAUUCGUUCUUUGACACAGGUCGCGAGGACAGGGGUAUCUGACACUGGUUCCAAUAUUCUUGAUCCUGUGCCAGCGUUUGAGCGUCACCAGAAAAUAACCUCUCCCUGA